CCCAGCGCCGCCCGCCCAGCGCCGCUCCCCGCCUAAAAGACGCACAGCGCAUUCCUCGUGCCCCGGCCGCUGCCCCUCUCGUUGCCCCUCGCCUGCCCGCCAUCCCCUUGCACCUCGCAGCCCAACGCCGCCCUCACAGCCCUCACCUCGCCUACUGCCAGCUCUACGCGUCGCCUCGCCUGCCCGCCGUCCGCCCGCUGUUGCGCCAUCGACGCGUCCGCCGCCUCGCCUCGCCGCUGCCGUCGCGUCGUGUCGCUGUGCCGACGCGCCUCGUCUGUCGCCCGCGCCCGCGCUUCCCGAUCGCGCUCUGCCGCACUGGCCAGCCGUCCGUGAGGCACCGUCGUCGUCGCUCCGGCCUAUAAGCUCGCCACACCCGCCGCGCCGCCCAGCAUGGACCCCUUCCUCGACACGCCCUUCCUGCUCGACGACCCGCACCAGGCCAGCCACACGCAGCCGCACGAGACGUGGAAGCUCCAGCAGCAGUUCCAGCCGCCGCCGCCGCAGCAGCAGGCACACUCUCAGCCCCAGCAGCAGCAGCAGCAGCAGCAGCAAGGUGCCUUCCCGCCACAGCCGCACCACCGCCAGCACCACUCCAUGACGCAGCUCGACGCCGACGCCGCCUUCUUCGCCGGCCCGGCACUCUCGGGCAACGCGCUCGGCCUGCUCUCGAGCUACGACGCGCCCGUCAGCCCGACGUCGCAGCCGGCAUCGAUCGGCAUGGCCCACUCGCACUCGAUGCCCUCGUUUGAGUUCCACGGCGGCGACCUGGCGCACCUGCCGCCGCAAUUCCAGAUGCAGGCCGCGCAACAGCAGCAGCAGAUGCAGUUCAUGGCCUCGAUGCAGCACCAGAUGCGCCGCUCCUCCGUCUCCAACCUCAGCGACGCGUCGGGCCUCUCGGGCGCCAGCAGCGGCGCGCCGAGCCACUUCGACGAGAACUCGCCGCGCGCCUUUACGCCGUCGCAGAGCCCGCUGCCGCUCGGCGGCCUCUCGGGGCUGGCGCUCGGCGCGCCCGCGACGCCGGCACGCGUCGGCGGCAGCAACGAGAUGCUCGGCGAGCACCUCGUCGGCCGCUCGCCGUUCGGCGGCUCGCAGCACGACGUGCUCCUCUCGCUCUCGCAGGGCCACGACAUCGAGCAGCAGCAGCAACAGGGCGGCCGCAUGGGCCCGCCGGCGCUCAAGCGACGCGUCACCGGCCUCGGACACUCGGCGUACACGGGCGGCAAUCACGCCAGCGGCAGCAACGUCGACGACGACACGACGCCCAUGCCGCCGUCGCUUGGCCAGUUCCACGGCCAGCGCCCGGCGUCGCUGAGCCUCGCCUCCGGGCCGCUCACGCCGCAGCACACCGUCAACCGCACGUCGAUCGGCUCGGCCGGCUCCGUCGCGUCGCAGCCGACGCCCGGCCAGUCGCACUCGUCCAGCACCACGCCCGAGGACUCGUUCCGCGGCUUUGGCGACUUUGACUCGCCGUUCAACCCGCUGCAGCGCCUUUCGCGCGACGACCUCGACACGCUCUCGUACGACCGCUCGCUCGAGGCCAUGUGGGAGGAGAAGGAGAAGAGCCAGCUGGCACAGCACCACCAGCAGCUCUUUGGCACGCCAGCCGGCCUGGUCGCCAACCUCUCGCUGCACAACGGCUCGCCCGCCUCGCUUGGCUCGGCGAUGAGCCGCGGCAUGUCGGCGCCCAUGCGCAACCAGGCCUACGCGCCCAUGACGCCGGCGGCGUAUCAGCGCACGCUGCCGUGUACGCCCAACGGUGCACACCCCUCGCCGUACGACGCUGCCUACAGCGCGCCGAUGAUGGCGUCGCGCAGCAUGAGCAGCUUCGAUUCGCCGACGUCCGUCUCGCCCAUCAACAUUGUCGACGGUCGGAGACGCGACUCGAUCGGCGGCGGCUCGACAUCGCAGGGCGGUGUCACCCGCACGGCCACGCCGCGCAGCCGCGCCCGCAACACCGGCCCGCCGCCGCUGAUCGUCAGCUCGGCAGACAAGAUGCACGUGUGCCACUGCGGCAAGCGCUUCAAGCGCAUGGAGCACCUCAAGCGCCACAACCGCACGCACACGCAGGAGCGCCCGCACCGCUGCCCCGUCGAGUCGUGCGGCAAGUGGUUCGGCCGCACGGACAACCUGGCGCAGCACCUCAAGACGCACUUCCGCACCGUCGGCGGCCGCUCCGCCGAGCUCCUCGCGCUCACGACGGGCGACGACGGCCUCGAGUCGCCCCUCACGCUGCCGCAGCCGCUGGCUGAGCCGCGCCACGACCCGCACGCCGCUGCCUCCGCCGCCGCGGCCGCCGCCUCCAAGGUCGCCGCAGCCAACAAACGCCGCGACACGGUCAGCAACGAUGUGCUCGGCGGCCCGAUUUCGCUCGCACGGCCGCAGUCCAACCGCGCGGUCCUCACGCCGUCGGGCAGCCUCAGCACCAACUCGUCGCCGGGCCACGGCCCCAUCGACGCGGCUUGGACGCACUGAGCGCUCGGCUUCAUUCUCUCUCCAUUUGUCUCUAUCUUUUCGCGGCGGCACCGUCAAGCCAGCCAGCGCCCAUUCGCUUCAGCAGCCCAGCCUCCACCCGGACCUCUAUCAUUCGCCCCUGGACUCGGACUAGCAACGCCUCUGCACGACCCGCCCACGCACGCACGCGCAUCUUUAUGACUCUCUCGACCCCUCCAUUCGGCGUUCUCUCUGCCGCUUCCGCUCAUUUUACUCUCCGGGUUCUCGUGUCACCGUGCUGCCUUGCACUUCUGCUCCCGCUCCUUUACGCCCGUCUGCGUCCCUUUUGCAUCUGUCCAGCGACAACACACCGGAUCGCUCUGUACCUGUACCGUACUGUCUUCCCCCACUCUUCAGUAAUCUGCCUCGUCGCUCGCUGCAAUCGCACGCCUGUUCAUCAC
This is a messenger RNA of Tilletiopsis washingtonensis, 2891 nucleotides long. RefSeq lists its product as hypothetical. The record is from RefSeq and is a predicted model, not a curated record. The transcript has a single exon. The coding region runs from base 391 to 2472 and encodes 693 amino acids. Gene Ontology annotation, biological process: sexual reproduction. Gene Ontology annotation, cellular component: Tec1p-Ste12p-Dig1p complex; Ste12p-Dig1p-Dig2p complex; nucleus. Lineage: Eukaryota; Fungi; Basidiomycota; Exobasidiomycetes; Entylomatales. Gene Ontology annotation, molecular function: DNA-binding transcription factor activity.